This is a messenger RNA of Closterium sp. NIES-65, 4092 nucleotides long. Lineage: Eukaryota; Viridiplantae; Streptophyta; Zygnematophyceae; Desmidiales; Closteriaceae. The record is from the annotation of a GenBank genome assembly.
AUGGCGAAGCAGUCCAGCACGAGGAUUGACUGUGCUCUGAUCUCGCGGUCGCUGCUUCUCGGCCUGGAGUCAGCAUCGCAUAAGUCACCUGACGACCCGAUCUCGGACCAUGGCUUUGCCAUCAGAGUGGCCUUCCGCUGUGGCGCUAACGCGAAGCUUGGUCCGGGUGUCUGGAGAUUUCCAUCCCACCUGCUCAACAGACCGGGGGUAAGGAAAGUGGUUGAAGCAGCGGCGAAGCAGUCGGGAGGGGACUAUGUUCUGCUACUGGCUCGACUGAAUGCGGGACUCCGCGCCUAUGCUAAGGAGGAAGGAAAGAGAGUUAAGGCGACAAUGAGACACCUGUCCGCGGCGGUGGCGGACCUAAAGCAGGCGGCCAUGGGAGCUCCCAACUGCACACGCACGAGAGAGCUCCUAAGAGCAAAGGAGAGUCAACUGCGGGAGUAUCAAGCAUCACGACGGGACAGACUCCAUCUGAUGGCUGGUUAUGGGACAGAGCUCAAGGGGGAGGUGGUCUCGAAGCACCUGUCGGCAAGGGUGAAGGCCAGGAAACAGCGCACGCGGAUAGCUGAGUUAAAUGUCAACGGCACGAUGGUGUGCGACAAGCAGGGUAUUCUAGAUGCGGCUGCCGAUUUCUUCAACGGGCUCUUCGGAACGGAUAAACGGACUCACCGAACAAGUUGGUUACCGGACCGGAGGCUGUCGGCAGAAGAGGCGGAGGGACUUGCUCAGGAUUGGUCGGAGCAGGAAGUUAAAAAUGCUUUCAAGGCGUUGGCGUGCGGUAAGUCGCCGGGCUUGGACGGGAUCCCGAAAGAGCUGUUCGAGCUGCAUUGGGACAUCCUAGGAGAGUGCUUCAUGAGCCUGGCGUGCUCCUUCGAAGCUUCUGCAUCGCUGCCUGCAAACACCAAGGAGGCGGUUACGAUCUUGCUACACAAGAAGGGCGACAAGGGCCAAAUAAGCAACUACCGGCCUAUUACGCUUUUGAACUUCACUUACAAAGUACUGGCGAAAGUGGUGGCGGACCGGAUGAAGAAGGUGCUGCACCGGGUGAUCUCGAGGGAGCAGUACGGUUUCAUACCGGGCCGGAGAUUGUCGGAUGCGGUCAGCCUGGUGGCGGACAUCAUUGAUGCUGCAAACAAAGGGGACAAGGACUGGUUUUUGCUGCUGGUGGAUUUCCAAAAAGCCUUCGACACUGUUUCCCGGGGCUUCCUUUUUGAGACGCUGGAGAAGAUGGGCUUCCCUCCGAGUUAUGUGGGCUGGGAAGCGGCGAAGAGGCAGUUGGACAUUGUCAGUGACUCGGGGAGGAGGCUGCCUUACCUGGGUUAUGCGGACGAUACCACGCUUCUGCUGCAGGGGAGGGAGCAGAUUGCAGAGGCAGGGAAAAUGCUGGACUAUUUCGAGCGUGUUUCUGGUUUGGCCACAAACAAGGAUAAGUCGGUGGUGAUGCCGCUGGGCAGAAAUCUUGGAGGUCGUCCUUGGAGGCCGGACGGUUUCAAGUGGGCCGGUGCAAAUGAUGCGGAGAGACUGCUCGGGGUCUGGGUCACCGCCUCAGGCGACUGCAAGGCGACAUGGGACAAGACACUGCUGAGACUUCUGGGAGAAAUGGGGAAAUGGGAGCUGAAGUACCUCACGAUUACGGCGAGGGCGGUUGUCAUCAAUGGUUACAUUACCCCGAUCAUCGCCUUCCAGGCGCAGGUUUACCCGCCGCCGCAGGAGGUCUGGGGUCGGAUAUCGAAGCUGAUUCAUAAUUUCCUCUCGGGCAAUCACGCGUCGGAGGAGGGGUGUUUCAUCCUGUGGGGGAGGGAAACAAUAUUCGCAACACGGGAGGAGGGAGGAGUUGGUGUGAAGGACCCGGGGGUUCUGGUCACCUGUCUGGCCGCUAGAAGGAUCGGAAUCCUGCUCACCGAGCCGGAUGAUUUCAAACGAGACAUGAUGCUCGCAGCAGCAGGCCUCCCGCUGGGACUGGAUACUUUCCUAUCGCAUGAGAAGCUGUUAAAACACUGGGUUGGGGGGAGCGCGCGAUGGAAGCAAACCUGCGAAUGUUUCAUGGCGUCGCCGUUCGCUUCGGUCAGCAUGCCUCUCACCGCAGCAGAAGUUGCCGCAGAGAGAUUGGUUUUCAACAGAGGCAUUCUGCUUAACGCGAGAACGCCGGUUGGGGGACAGAAGGCUGCUAAGGCGCUUUGGGAGAUCAAGCUGGGGGACCUGGUGGCGCCCAUGGCGAACGGUGGGAUGGCAGUAAAGAGCGAGGAGACCCUAGCAUUGUCGCUUGGAACAGCUUCUGCUCGGCUGGCGCUGAAGGGGCUGGCUGCCGCGCCUGAGAACUGGAGGGAGCUGCUGCUCGCCUCAUCGGAAGGAAAUCAGGGCGCAGGCACGGGGGGAAGGGCAUAUGGCCUGCGACCUGACCGCUCCACGGUCGGCCGCAUCCUGAAGAAUGCGGGCCGCUGGGCUCUGGAGGAACCCAACGCCCCCAAUCAGGUGCGGCGCCGGGGCGGCGCAUGGCCUGAGCUUGAGCAGGCCAUGGCUCGCUGGAUCGCAAACGCGGGCCCCGCGGGCGUGCCACUCACUUUGCAGACGAUACGCGACCACGUGGCGACGAUGGCGCGACGCAUGGGCAUUCCGCCCGCGUUCCGUUGCUCCAUUGGCUGGGUCCGCCGUGCGUUGAGGCGCCAAGGAGUGCGGUGCCGUGCAGCCAUCGGCGAGGCGGCGAGCGCCGACAUGGCGGCUGUGCGUGAGGCGCGUGAGAAAGUGCCGCAGCUUCUGACUCACCUCGGUUACCAACCGCGCGACACUUUCAACUUUGACGAGACUGCGUUGUGGCUCUCUGUGCUGCCGCGUAAGACGUACAGCAACGCGCGCAUUCCCGGGCGCAAGGUCUCGAAGGACCGCCUGACGGUGGCUUUUCUCGUCAACGCUGACGGGAGCCACGUCUUCCGGCCGUUGGUCAUCAGCAAGGCGCGCCGUCCGCAUGACUUCAGGCUGGACUACGACCCGGAAGCUCUGUGCUACUGGCGGCACAACGCGAAAGGCUGGAUGACCAGCUCGUUGUUCACGCAUUUCAUAUCGCAGCUCAAUGCCGCGAUGUAUGCCGAGAGGAGGCACAUCGCGGUGCUGCUCGACAAUGCAAGCUCCCACAUGCUGCGGGACGAGUGCGCUUGGAGCGAAAUCGUCUGCGGCAUGCGGACCACUUGCCUCAGCAAUGUGCGCCUCGUCUUCCUGCCGCCUAACACAACCUCCUACACGCAGCCCCUCGACCAGGGCAUGAUCGCGACAGCGAAGGCUCGCUAUCGACAGCACUGGCUGCAGGCCUUCACUGCACUGUGGAAUGACGACGGCGCAACCAGUGCCGUCGCCCGCUGGCGCCCCAAUCUUCGCGACGUGCUCGGUUGGCUCUCCGACGCCUGGAUGAGCGUCGGAGCGCGCACCAUCCAGAGGUGCUUCUGGCGCACGGGCUGCUUGCCUCUGUCGUGGUCGCUGGAACUCACGCAUGUGCAUGAUGACGAUCCCACCCCCCAUGCUUACCCGGACAUUGAGCUCGACGACGACAUCGACAAUGUCGGGGAGCUCAUAUGCGGGCUUGGGCUCGGCGCCGGCGCAAUGACCGCCGCCGAGUACGUCGCCAUCGACGAGGGCGAGCCGACGUGCGCGGAGGCGGCGGCGGGAACGUCUCCGGAAGAUGCGGACGUGGGCCUGGUGGCGGAGCUAUGGAGGGCGCCGACCACGAUGCAGGCCGUGUAUGACGACAACGACCCCAUCGGCCGUGAGGCGCGGCGCACGGCACGGGCGGCCAGCGAGAUGCUCAUCGGCUACGCGCGCGCCGUGAACGUGACCCCGCGCGACCUGUGCCACCUGUUCGACAUCCGGAAUCCGGUCAUCAUUGAGCGCAUGGAGCGUGCAAGCCCCGCGCUGGCUCUCAGCAUGGCCCCGCCGCCCAGGCUUUCGACGAGCCCAACCCCGCCGGAGGAGGCCCAGCAUCCGCGGGGCCGUGUGCUGCCUGGCUGGAUGACCCAGCCGUCCCGCCGUCAGCAGCUUCUUGACGCCGGGGUUGGCGCCGCGAUGGGCGGGUACGUGGAGGCGGCCGAGUGGAUGCAGGUGUGA